Molecule: messenger RNA, 2005 nt
Organism: Mercenaria mercenaria
Lineage: Eukaryota; Metazoa; Mollusca; Bivalvia; Venerida; Veneridae
Exons: 5
Coding region: 435-1094 (219 amino acids)
Source: RefSeq, a predicted model, not a curated record
UGUGUAACCGUGGAAUUGAGUAAACUUGUGAUUAAAACUCAUAACUAGUCGCGUUAGCUGAUGAUUUUAAUGUCGUUUUGUGUAUUUCAUGUAAAUUGUUUAUGACUUUUGAAAUGGCUAACCUAGAUUAUAUAAACACGAGGAUUGAACUUAACAAUAUGCCGAAUUCUGAACAGUACGAUAGCAGGGCAUCAGUUGCAUCGAAUUUUUCUUAGCCUGAUAGCGAAUUUGACAUCUUAGAUGAUUAUAUCAAUCUGUCAGAAGAUGUCUCAUAUUCCAACCAAGGCGUUGUUCACGAUCAAACCAGGCCGCUAAACGACAGAGGCGGGCCUUUGAUUUAUGCAAAUGAGGCUACGUUAGAAAACGACAGAGACAGCGUAGCUCCCCCAGUUCCUAGACGUACUCGUAAGGGGAAUAAGAACGGAAUAUCAACUAUGCCGUCGUCAGUCGGGCACGAAGUUCACGGAUGGUCGAGGGUGAAAACUGCAGCAUUUAUUUUGAUCAGUUUCGUUAUUGGAGCUGCAGUUGUGCUAGCCACGGUUUAUGCUAAAAACAUUAUCGAUGCCAUAUCUAAGGGGAAAGCUGAAACAAAUGGAGAAAAUGGACACGGCGGCGACAAUACUUGUAAAAUAGUAACGAACCUAAAUGGAUGCAAGAAUACAGUGAACGAAAAAGAUAUCAAAGGAAGAAGCGACCAUUUCUCGACGAACUGUUCAAAAGUAUACAAGAAAAUAAUAUACAGUCGAUUGUAUAUAUUUUACGAAGACGGAAUUUCAUUCUCGAAAGCAGUGGAUUUUUGUCAUUGGACAGUUCGCUUAAAGAUGCUUGAAAUUGAGAGUUCCAGCGAAUGUAAAGAUUUACAAAAGUACAUGAAUUUGAAUCUGGGUAAAGCGUCGGGUUACUGGACCGGACAGUGGAAUCAAGAGGGAAAAGAUACGGGAAAUAAAACAUGGCCACACGUACAACCCGGGGAUGAUAUUAUUAUUACGGAUCGCAGCAUGUGUGUCUAUCUACGGCCACAUUCUGAAAACUGUCCGAGACGGAAGUCGAUGCCAGAUUGUUCUGAAAACAAAAUUCCAGUUUGUAAAUGUUAGUCAACAGCAGAUCGGGCAUCGUUUACAUGACAAUCAUAAGUGGACACGACCCAGCAGUACUUCAUUAGAUUAUUGACUUUCUUUAUACAAUUAUUGUCAAUUAGGUGGAUGUGAACACUUCUGUUUAGCCCAGAUAUACUCUUUUAAAAUGUUGACUCAGCCAUUUAUUUUCUAAGGGUUAGUCACGCUUUAAAUACUCAGAGCAGUGGAUAAAACGGCCCAGAUCUACUCGAUUAUGUUAGAAUAUCAGUCCAUAGCUACUGUCAUUAUUUAUUAAAAUGUUUGUAUAUUUUCUCCGAUUUUUUUGCAACCAUUUACGAAUAUUCGUUGAUAUUGUUAACAGUGUCAAUAUUCAAAUAACAUACUAGUAUACAUAUUUAGAAAUUUUACUAAAGUGACAUUCUAAACUACAUGAAAUAAAUAAACGCUUACUGUAUGGAAUCAGCAAGGUCAUGGAGUGGACUGCAUGAGAUCGCAGAAAUCUACCCAUUCCUUGACGUGUGAAUUAUACAAAUUUCUCUGUAUAAUUUAUAUAUUGUUAUGUAAUGUUUGGGAAGUUAUUUUGUGCAUUUGGCAAGUUGUUCUCUUCACCUUACAGGUUGUUUUGUACAAGGUAUAAUUUGUUCUUCAAAUUAUAAGUUGUUAUGUGUUAUAUUUAAUGCAUUUUUGGCAUCAGCCGAGGAGGCAGUUGAUGCGUUCCAGAGCUGCUUUGAAAUCCGUUGAUUUAAUCUUAGUUAUUAAGAAAUGUCUGUACGCUGUGUCAGUGAUACAGUCAUGAUAUUUAGCAAUAAAGGUAAUUUCCACAUUUCUGACAAAAUUGCAAUAUAAAACUUAAAAUACCCAGAAACUGUUUUCAAAGAAAACUAUGCAUCAAAUCUGUGACAGGGUUUUUCGUUAAAUGUCGCAUCCAU